Molecule: messenger RNA, 222 nt
Organism: Suillus bovinus
Lineage: Eukaryota; Fungi; Basidiomycota; Agaricomycetes; Boletales; Suillaceae
Exons: 1
Source: RefSeq, a predicted model, not a curated record
CUCUUAAGCCAGUCUGGCGCACGCCUCGACGUACUUAGCCAUCGAGAGCUGCUACUUAUGCAUGUUAAAGUUGUGAUUGAUAAAGCGGAAGGAAUGAUGCGUCAGAAUAACAGCUAUGUCCCCUCUACCCUCGCCUUCUAUCCUGAACACACUCCUAGAGUAAUUUUAUCAAAUGUUUGUACACCAUACGCCUCGCGGCAUGAUAUGACAUUAGCUGUAUAA